Messenger RNA from Equus caballus (horse), 5247 nucleotides. It is a transcript of the gene RASGRF1, whose product is annotated as Ras protein specific guanine nucleotide releasing factor 1. Gene Ontology annotation, cellular component: plasma membrane. The record is from RefSeq and is a predicted model, not a curated record. Gene Ontology annotation, biological process: positive regulation of GTPase activity; Ras protein signal transduction. Gene Ontology annotation, molecular function: protein binding; guanyl-nucleotide exchange factor activity. Lineage: Eukaryota; Metazoa; Chordata; Mammalia; Perissodactyla; Equidae.
GGGGAGGAGGCGCCAAGGUGCAGCCUGCGCGCCGCUCUGCGCCUCGGCGGGCUGCGUGCGUGUGUCCCUGUCCGCGCUGCCGAAACGGGCUCUUCGAGGGAUCGGCGUCACAUGACUCCGCCUGCCCCUCGCCAGCGCGCAGCUUUCCAGUCCCUCAGUUUGCCCUGCGCCGGGGGAGGGUCGAGCGGCACGGUGGUUCUGGGAGCGGAGAAAAGGUUCCGGUGGGCAAUUGUACAUCUGGAUUCCAGAAGCCGCGGCUCAUUGCCAGAUCCCGGAGUGUAGAUAUUUGCGGGGAGGGGAGAGCGAGAAGGAGCGAGGGAGCGAGCGCCAGAGAGAGGCAGCGCGCACGGACAGGGAGCUGCUGGGUGCCGCGCGGAGAAGAUGUAAGCGCGUGGGGUCUAGCUGGCCUCCGAGCACCAUGCAGAAGGGGAUCCGGCUGAACGAUGGCCACGUCGCGUCCCUAGGACUGCUAGCGCGCAAGGACGGCACGCGCAAAGGCUACCUGAGCAAGCGGAGUUCGGACAACACAAAAUGGCAAACCAAGUGGUUCGCGCUGCUGCAGAAUCUGCUCUUCUACUUCGAGAGCGACUCCAGCUCGAGGCCCUCAGGGCUCUACCUGCUGGAGGGCUGCGUCUGCGACCGCGCGCCCUCCCCCAAGCCUGCGCUCUCGGCCAAGGAGCCACUGGAGAAACAGCAUUAUUUCACGGUUAACUUCAGCCAUGAGAACCAGAAAGCCUUGGAGCUGAGGACAGAAGAUGCGAAGGAUUGUGACGAGUGGGUGGCAGCCAUCGCUCAUGCCAGCUACAGGACCCUGGCCACAGAGCAUGAAGCGCUGAUGCAGAAGUACCUGCACCUGCUGCAGAUCGUGGAGACGGAGAAGACUGUGGCCAAGCAGCUACGGCAGCAGAUCGAGGACGGGGAGAUCGAGAUCGAGAGGCUAAAGGCGGAGAUCGCAUCCCUGCUCAAGGACAAUGAGCGCAUCCAGUCCACCCAGACUGUCACGCCCAAUGACGAAGACAGUGACAUCAAGAAAAUUAAGAAGGUGCAGAGCUUCCUGCGGGGCUGGCUGUGCCGGCGCAAGUGGAAGACCAUCAUCCAGGACUACAUCCGGUCGCCCCACGCAGACAGCAUGCGAAAGAGGAACCAGGUGGUGUUCAGCAUGCUGGAGGCCGAGGCCGAAUACGUGCAGCAGCUGCACAUCCUUGUCAACAACUUCCUGCGCCCGCUGCGCAUGGCUGCCAGCUCCAAGAAGCCUCCCAUCACUCACGAUGAUGUCAGCAGCAUCUUCCUGAACAGCGAGACCAUCAUGUUUUUGCACCAGAUCUUUUACCAAGGCCUGAAGGCUCGCAUCUCCAGCUGGCCCACACUGGUCCUGGCCGACCUGUUCGACAUCCUGCUGCCCAUGCUCAACAUCUACCAGGAGUUCGUCCGUAACCACCAGUACAGCCUGCAGAUCCUGGCCCACUGCAAGCAGAACCGUGACUUCGACAAGCUGCUGAAACACUACGAGGCCAAGCCCGACUGCGAGGAGAGGACGCUGGAGACUUUCCUCACCUACCCCAUGUUCCAGAUUCCCAGGUAUAUCCUAACGCUGCACGAGCUCCUGGCCCACACGCCUCAUGAGCAUGUUGAGCGCAACAGCCUGGACUAUGCCAAGUCCAAACUGGAAGAGCUGUCCAGGAUAAUGCAUGAUGAAGUAAGUGAGACAGAGAACAUCCGGAAAAACCUAGCCAUCGAGCGCAUGAUCAUCGAAGGCUGUGAGAUCCUCCUGGACACCAGCCAGACCUUUGUGAGGCAAGGUUCCCUCAUCCAGGUGCCCAUGUCGGAAAAGGGCAAGAUCACCAGGGGGCGCCUGGGGUCUUUAUCCCUAAAGAAAGAGGGUGAGCGACAGUGCUUCCUGUUUUCUAAGCAUCUGAUUAUCUGUACCAGAGGCUCUGGUGGAAAACUUCACCUGACCAAGAAUGGAGUCAUAUCCCUCAUUGAUUGCACCUUAUUGGAGGACCCAGAAAGCACGGAGGAAGAAGCCAAAGGAUCCAACCAAGACAUAGAGCACUUGGAUUUUAAGAUCGGGGUGGAGCCAAAGGAUUCCCCGUCCUUCACAGUCAUCCUCGUGGCCUCAUCCAGACAGGAGAAGGCAGCAUGGACCAGUGACAUCAGCCAGUGUGUGGAUAAUAUCCGGUGCAAUGGGCUCAUGAUGAACGCGUUUGAGGAGAAUUCCAAGGUCACUGUGCCACAGAUGAUCAAGUCUGAUGCCUCCUUAUAUUGUGAUGACGUGGACAUUCGCUUCAGCAAAACCAUGAACUCCUGCAAAGUGCUUCAGAUCCGGUAUGCCAGUGUGGAGCGGCUGCUGGAGCGGCUGACGGACCUGCGCUUCCUGAGCAUCGACUUCCUCAACACCUUCCUGCACUCCUACCGUGUCUUCACCACUGCCGUCGUGGUCCUGGACAAGCUCAUCACCAUCUACAGGAAGCCCAUCAGCGCAAUCCCCGCCAGGUCGUUGGAGCUCUUGUUUGCCAGCGGCCAGAACAACAAGCUUCUGUACGGUGACCCCCCCAAGUCCCCACGUGCCACCCGCAAGUUCUCCUCGCCACCACCCCUGUCCAUCACCAAGACAUCAUCGCCUAGCCGCCGGCGGAAGCUCUCCCUGAAUAUCCCCAUCAUCACAGGCGGCAAGGCCCUGGACCUGGCUGCCCUCAGCUGCAAUUCCAAUGGCUAUACCAGCAUGUACUCAGCCAUGUCGCCCUUCAGCAAGGCCACGCUGGACACCAGCAAGCUCUAUGUGUCCAGCAGCUUCUCCAACAAGAUUCCAGAUGAGAGUGAUAUGACUACAGAGAAGCCCGAAGACCCCUCGGCUCUCAGCAAGCAGAGCUCAGAAGUCUCCGUGAGGGAAGAGUCAGAUAAUGAUCAAACCCAGAGUGAUGACGGUGAUACUGAGACAUCACCAACAAAAUCUCCAACAACGCCAAAAUCUGUCAAAAGCAAAAGUUCCUCAGGGUUUCCCCCCGACCAGAGGAACGGAGACAAGGAAUUUGUGAUCCGCAGAGCGGCCACCAAUCGCGUCCUGAACGUGCUCCGCCACUGGGUCUCCAAGCACUCUCAGGACUUCGAGACCAACGAUGAGCUCAAAUGCAAGGUCAUCAGCUUCCUGGAGGAGGUCAUGCAUGACCCGGAGCUCCUGACCCAGGAGCGGAAGGCUGCAGCCAACAUCAUCAGGACUCUGACCCAGGAGGACCCAGGUGACAACCAGAUCACGCUGGAGGAGAUCACGCAGAUGGCCGAAGGCGUGAAGGCUGAGCCCUUUGAAAACCACUCAGCCCUGGAGAUUGCAGAGCAGCUGACCCUGAUGGACCACCUCGUCUUCAAGAAGAUUCCUUAUGAGGAGUUCUUUGGACAAGGCUGGAUGAAACUGGAAAAGAAUGAGAGGACCCCUUACAUCAUGAAAACCACCAAGCAUUUCAAUGACAUCAGUAACUUGAUUGCUUCAGAAAUCGUCCGCAAUGAGGAUAUCAACGCGAGGGUGAGCGCCAUCGAGAAGUGGGUGGCCGUGGCUGACAUAUGCCGCUGCUUACACAACUACAAUGCUGUGCUGGAGAUCACCUCAUCCAUGAACCGAAGCGCAAUCUUCCGGCUGAAAAAGACGUGGCUCAAAGUCUCUAAGCAGACAAAAGCUUUGAUUGAUAAGCUCCAAAAGCUUGUGUCAUCAGAGGGCAGAUUUAAGAAUCUGAGAGAAGCUCUGAAAAAUUGUGAUCCACCCUGUGUCCCUUACCUGGGGAUGUACCUCACCGACCUGGCCUUCAUUGAAGAGGGGACACCCAAUUACACGGAGGACGGCCUGGUCAACUUCUCCAAGAUGAGAAUGAUAUCCCAUAUUAUCCGAGAGAUUCGCCAGUUUCAACAAACUGCCUACAAAAUAGAACACCAAGCAAAGGUAACCCAGUAUUUACUGGACCAAUCUUUUGUAAUGGACGAAGAAAGCCUCUACGAGUCUUCUCUCCGAAUAGAACCAAAACUCCCCACCUAAACCUGUACCCAGCCCAGACCCAGCCGCCCCAUGGACACACGCUGUAUGAUAUUGUACAUAUUCGUUUGGUUUCUUUGGAUUUUCCUCUUUAGGAUGUGCUUCUCCAAGAAUACAAAUCUGCUCUUGCUCUUAGACUCCUGUAGAGACGGAAUAUGAAUUUCCGCACCAUUUACGCCUUCACCCCCCAUCCCACCCCUCGUCUCCUGCCGUGCCUGUUUCUUUCAAACAACUGAAUCUUAGUCUGUCCUUCCUAGCCCCUCACUCUCCUCGGAAGGGAAAAUAGAACCUGUGCAUACACGACUCUUAGGCCCCAGUGCCGCUUCUGUCCUUCCCCAGCCCAGGGCCCUGGGUCGAGUCGGCCACCCCGGCAGCCUCCCAGCAUGUUCCAUGUAGUUGUUAUAACUGGGUGGGGAGGGAGGGGGACCAUACCCUGAAGCCCAGUCAUCAACAAGGCUCCCCGCUGAUGGUGAUGCCAAUUUCCAAAGCAGCUUUUUCAGCCAAAAUAGCAGGUCUCAAAACUCCCCAUCUCCCAGUCACCUGGAUGGAAGGGAGUCCUCUCCGCUGAGAACCAUGCCCCGUGACACCAGCACCACCAUCUCGUUCAGGCACUACAUCGCUCCUUGCUCUAGGAAUAACACCAGAUAGCAUGAAUAGCCAUCUCAAUAAAAGUGGACGAGGCCCUGGAACUUCCUGAGGAGAACCGAAUCACAACGCAACGUCGUGUCGAAGUCUGCUGACCGCCGCCCAGCGUUCACUGCAAGUUGGGAACACAAAAAAUGUCACUUUUCCUCCUUUAGCUUCCUAACGGUCACGACGAGCUUACAUUGAGAUGCUCCUCUAAGUCUGUAUGCCUUGUGAAAAUAGUACCACACGGUAGAAAUAAGAAACCAAUCACCAAGUGUUUUUAUUGCAUAUACUGUAGUCCUGUCUAAAUGCCUUCUAGCAGGAAUAUAGGACUGUAGUGCUUAUUCUGUGAAUAGUACCAUCUAUUUUUUACAUUGUACAGAAUAGAAAACACAGGCUCACUCUGAAGUGGCAGGCAUGCUCCACUACGACAAACAGACAACUUUUGCUGUAAGCAAUACCUAGUGGUAUGAGAAUUCUAUUUCAAGUCCUAAAAUAUUUCAACUUACAGCUUGUUUGGAAAAAAACAUUUCCAUUUUUGUAAAAAUAUAUGUUUCCUGAUUACCUCUUGCUAAUAAAUCUAUUCUAUCUCAGGGUGAACA